AUGAGUUCCACGACUCGGGAUAACCCCGCCACUUUACCAGAUACUGGUUUUGACCAUGGCGGCGACGCUUCUGCAGUAGACGCUCCACAUGGAACUGUAGGUUCCCCUGCGCAUCGAGCAAAGCCGGAGGAGGCCGGUGUAUCGGCACAAGCUCAUGCCGAGCUUGUUCAAGAGGUGCGGUCCCUUCGUGAGGAGAGGCAGACGAUGAACUCCCGGCUUAAGUCCCUGGAAGAGAGUCGAACCCGAAUGCAGGGUCAGCUUGACCUGUUGGCGCAGAUGCUUCGUCCCGCGACAGUGCCAGUGGGCUCGGCGCGAGCGCUUUAG
This is a messenger RNA of Peronospora farinosa, 324 nucleotides long. NCBI's taxonomy places the organism in Eukaryota, Oomycota, Peronosporomycetes, Peronosporales, Peronosporaceae. The record is from the annotation of a GenBank genome assembly.